Molecule: messenger RNA, 2518 nt
Organism: Pimephales promelas (fathead minnow)
Lineage: Eukaryota; Metazoa; Chordata; Actinopteri; Cypriniformes; Leuciscidae
Product: ectonucleoside triphosphate diphosphohydrolase 2
Biological process (GO): nucleoside diphosphate catabolic process
Cellular component (GO): plasma membrane
Molecular function (GO): GDP phosphatase activity; UDP phosphatase activity; ribonucleoside triphosphate phosphatase activity
Source: RefSeq, a predicted model, not a curated record
AACCAUCCAUGAAAAGUUUCUUUGAAGUUUGGAAAAGCACUUCAGAUAAAAAGAAGCAUAAUGGGGAAGAAAAGAAGCAUUUAUUCAGAUAUAAAAAAAGAAGCAUAACGGGGAUAAAAUAAACUCGUCUCUCAUUUCACGUUUUAAUGAAUUCGUGUACUUUAAAGUCACACAGCGAACACCUGUUGCACCACGGGCAAAUUACGAGGAACAAUGUAGCGCCAUGCCCACUUGUGAGGUGCCGUUCUCUCGCCUGUAUUUAACACACGGCGUCACAAUAGUGUCGUGCAUGUCGUCGUUGCUGUCAUUUGUCCUGUGUGGAUCACGUCGCGAGGAUGGUAUCCACGGGUAACCAACAGCAAUGCCAGGUCAUUACUGCUACUGCUGUUCUGUUUCUGGCAGUCACCGGCAUUCUUCUGCUCGUCGUACCCAACAAUGACAUCAAAGAGCCGCCAGAGUUUAUGUAUGGAAUAGUCCUGGAUGCUGGAUCCUCUCAUACUUCCAUGUUCAUCUACAAAUGGCCAGCAGACAAGCAGAACGGUACCGGCAUUGUCAGUGAACACAGCAAGUGUCGUGUAAAAGGAGACGGGAUAUCCAGUUAUGCAGGUGUCAGAGGAGGAGCAGCCCGUAGCCUUGAGGAAUGCAUGGAAAAUGCCUUGAAGGAGAUCCCAAAGUCGAGACACAAACUCACUCCUUUGUAUCUCGGGGCCACAGCAGGCAUGAGGCUACUGAACAUUUCUAAACCCAAAGAGUCAGAUGAGGUUUUGAAGGAAGUGGGAGACAAACUGAAGACCUACCCAUUCAGCUUCAAAGGUGCCACUAUUUUAAGUGGACAACAGGAGGGAGCUUAUGGAUGGGUCACAGUCAACUACCUACUUGAAAAAUUUAUCAAGUAUGGUUUUGUGGGUCAGUGGCUGUCUCCGGGCAGAGACACUGUUGGUGCGCUGGACUUAGGUGGAGCUUCUACUCAGAUCACAUUUGUGACUGAACAAACAGUGGAGAACAAAGACAAUCUGAUGAAACUGAGGCUGUACGGACGAGACUAUAAGAUUUACACUCAGAGUUUUCUGUGUUAUGGCCGAGACCAGUUCUUACUCAAACUGCUGGCACAUCUGAUCACGACUCAGGGUUCAAACAGCUCCAUAGUGCAUCCUUGCUAUCCUGCAGAUUACGAGCAGUCCAUUAAGCUGUGCAGUGUCUUUGACACUCCAUGCAAUAAAAGACAAACUCCCUGUAAAUCUGAUGACAACCUGCAAAUAAAGGGCACUGGAAACUACAAUCAAUGCAUGGGAAACGUUUCUCAUCUCUUCUCUUUAAACCACUGUUCUUAUUCCAAAUGCUCCUUUGAUGGAGUCUUCCAGCCAAACAUAACUGGAAACUUCAUGGCAUUUUCUGCAUUUUUUUACACCCAUUCCUUUCUUGAGAAAGCUGCAGGCAUCACCAUCACAUCUAGAGCAGAUUUAGAGAAGGCUACCCGUGUCGUCUGCAACAUGAGCAUUCAGGAGAUGUCAAAUUUGGAUGAGGAAAACCGUCUGAAAGACUAUUGCGCAGUCUCUGUCUUUGUACAGGUGCUCCUGGUCAAUAGAUAUGGUUUUGAUGAUCUCACCUUCCCACAUAUCUCCUUCCAGAUGACGGCGGGAGACACAUCUGUCGGCUGGUCCCUUGGUUACAUGCUAAGCUUGAGCAACCUGCUGCCUGCUGAAAAUGUGUUACUGAGAAAAGCACUGAGCUCAGCCAACUGGAGUGUUCUGAUCCUCCUCUUUUCAGUCCUUCUUAUUAUGGCGCUAUUUUUUCUGUUGCGAGCCAUCCGUAAGAAAGGAAAUGAUGCUGUCAUUUAAUAAUGUAUCAGUUACAUUGCUCCCUGUGUACAGUACAUCAUUAUGCAGUGCCCAGCAAAGAUACUUCUUUUUACAGUACACUGAAAACAAUAAGGGUACACAUUACAUUCAAGUAUUACAUUUCAAUAACCUAUUUGUUAUCAAGCUUAUUUUAUAUAAAUUACAUAUAUUUUAGAAGAGACUGUGCAUAAGACAUUUUGCACGGCUUACUAAUUUUGUCACUGAACUUUAUCAUUGUCUUUUCAUAAUGUUGAAUGUAUGUUUUUUUAGGUAUGAUUGUGUGCUGUGCCUUAACAGCACAGUGAGUAUGUUAGUUUAUAAAACCUUGUAGAUUUAUCUGUGAGCUAUGCUUUUGUGCUAUGUUUGUGUAUUGCAAAGUCAAAUUCACUGAAAACAUUCAAAAUGGAAAAUCUUGAAAAUCUAGCUUUGCAGAUACAAUAAUGAAUUAGAAAACUGUACUGUAGUCUGGUUCUAUUCCUUCAGAAUCAAUGCUUUUAAUAUUAAAAAAGUUUGUUUACUAAUUGUUCUGUGAGAGAUUUUGUAGAUAACAGUAACAUACAGGUAACGAAAACAGAAUGAAAAAAACCUGUAAGCCUCAAAGCAUGAAAUCUGUAAGCCUCAAAGCAUGUGCUAGUGUACUGUUUGUCCUAAAUAUUAAUACAUUUUUUUCAUGCAUGUGA